AUGAUUUGCAUCAUACUCAGCUAUAAUCACUGCACAGUUGAGGCAAUUGCUUUAAAGGAUACGGAAUCAUCAGUUGAAGAUAAAACAACGAACAAUGUGAACUGGAAUCGAUUUCGUCGUCAGUCAUUUGAGGAUAUCGAAACAGUGAAAGCCAUUUUGUCUAUUAUUCCACUUGAUCAAAUUGGUGCCAUUAUUGGUCAAGUACUGGCAAUCGGUGUACAAAAUAUGUUUGAUUCAAAUGCUGGUGAUCGCAUUUUGAAUAUGUUGCAAGAACAAGCGCCAACCAUAUUGACCGGAUUAUUUUCAAAUUUAUAUGGAUUAGCAAAACCACCAGCAAAAAAAGUUGAUAAUCAAAAUGUCAUUAGCAUUUCUCAAAGUUCAAGUUUAACAACAGCAGCUUCAUCUAAAUUAAGAAAUGGUAGUUCUGUUGCAAAUGUUGGCUACAAGACACAAAUGGAUUCUAUAUUACUCAGUUCGUUGUUUAAAAAAUAA
Molecule: messenger RNA, 492 nt
Organism: Didymodactylos carnosus
Lineage: Eukaryota; Metazoa; Rotifera; Eurotatoria; Philodinida; Philodinidae
Source: the annotation of a GenBank genome assembly